Messenger RNA from Lytechinus pictus (painted urchin), 5194 nucleotides. Its product is annotated as WD repeat domain phosphoinositide-interacting protein 4-like. NCBI's taxonomy places the organism in Eukaryota, Metazoa, Echinodermata, Echinoidea, Temnopleuroida, Toxopneustidae. The coding region runs from base 260 to 1288 and encodes 342 amino acids. The record is from RefSeq and is a predicted model, not a curated record. Gene Ontology annotation, biological process: protein localization to phagophore assembly site; autophagy of mitochondrion; nucleophagy. Gene Ontology annotation, cellular component: extrinsic component of membrane; phagophore assembly site membrane; cytosol. The transcript is spliced from 10 exons. Gene Ontology annotation, molecular function: protein binding; phosphatidylinositol-3-phosphate binding; phosphatidylinositol-3,5-bisphosphate binding.
AUUGCGAAACUCAAAGUUAGUGAAGCCACGCCACGCCUCGCCUCGGUCGGAAAUUCGAUUGGAAAUCAUCGAACCAACCAAAAUUUUAAGCCAGAAAUUGAAUUUUAUUUUGAACUCAGUUCAAGAGUUAAACGACAGUUGUUGGAGACCCUAUAGACUGGUAAGUUAGAGGGAGCCCUACAUGUAUGUGCAUCAAAUAGAAAAGCUUGGAAGAAAAACCUGAUACCAUCGACCUACCCAAUAGACCUAGUUGAUCGUCAUGGCAACCAGAGGCAUACUCUCACUACGAUUCAACCAAGACCAAGGUUGCUUCAGCUGUGGGACCGAGACUGGUCUCAGGAUCUAUAAUGCAGAUCCUCUUGCUCUCAAGCUGAGAUUAGACAAGGAAGAUGUUGGUAGUGUUUCUCAAGUUGAGAUGCUUCACAGAACAAACCUCAUUGCUGUUGUGGCUGGAGGUGGGACACCCAAGUUUGCAGAGAAUACAGUUCUGAUAUGGGACAACCUGAAGAAGAAGUUUAUCUUAGAAUUCACCUUCCCUGGCCUUGUACUUGCUGUUAGACUGACAAGAGAGAGAUUAAUAGUAGCACUGCGGACCAAAGUCUAUGUGUACAGCUUUCCUGAUAAUCCUCAGAAGUUGAUGGCCAUUGAUACACGACCGAACCCCAAUGGUAUAUUAGAAGCAUGUCCCACAUCAGAUCACCCGUUGAUCGUCUUCCCGGGCCACAAGUCAGGCAGCGUCCAGCUAGUUGACCUCUCCCAGGCACAGCCAGGAAAGUCGUCUGCUCCAGUCACCAUCAACGCACACCAGGGUGAUAUUCACUGUAUAGCAAUCAACCAAGAGGGCGGCCUUGUUGCUACUGCAUCUACAAAGGGUACUCUUAUUCGAGUGUUUGACACGCACAGCAAACGUCUAGUCAUUGAGCUUCGUAGAGGUUCGGACCCCGCUACAUUAUACUGUAUAAAUUUCAGCAAUGAUUCUGCCUAUCUCUGUGCAUCAAGCGACAAGGGAACAGUUCACAUCUUUGCUUUAAAAGAUACAUCAUUGAACAGACGGUCAUCGCUUGCCAAAGUUGGUCUUUUAGGACCCUACGCAGAAUCCCAGUGGGGGCUCACAAACUUCACCGUCCCAGCAGAAUGCGCCUGCAUAUGCGCCUUUGGUCCCCAGUCAUCCGUCAUUGCCGUCUGCAUCGAUGGAACAUUCCACAAGUACGUCUUCACGCCGGAGGGAGGCUGCAAUCGCCAGGCGUACGACGAGUACCUGGAGCUUGGAGAUGACGAUGAAUUCUGAUGGGGAUCAAGCACCUUCGUAAGGUUCUAUGCUUUCGAGAAAGGCCUCUGGAUGAUCUAAGAACGCUAACAGGUUUGGAGUGUAAGAGAAGACAUGAAAUGUUCAAUGUGCAGUCAUCACUGAUGCUACCUGAAAUGCCAUUGGAUGAUUUAAAAGUGUUAACAGGUAUACAGUGUUAUGUACAUGAACUGUUCCUUGAGGUGCAGUCAUAGCCAUUGCUAGCUUGUCAGCUCUGUUGUUACUGAACCUGUGCUGACAGGCACUCACGGAUCAUUUCAUGCAAAAGUUGAUGCAGGUGUUUCCAAUUAUGCUCACUUUGAAUUUUCUCAACCAUAACAUAAUUUUUUUUCAUUUUUUUUAAAAAUUUCAGUUAAAAAUAUGCUCUCGAUAAAUACAGUCCAAAGUAUCUUGGUUAACAUGGCCAUGUGAUGGUACCAUCGUCAUUCUAAAAGAAAAUCACCAUUGUAAGAAAUGUCUUUGAAAUUCAAAUGUUGUAGGUUCUUGGUGGUGAUGCAUGUAUAUAUAAUUCAAAUUUGCAAUGGAACAAGAGCAACGAUGUUGAGAAACAAUAGCCAACCAGUUUUGUUCAAAAUUUUUAUUUUGAAUUGAUAUCAAAUGUGAGUUUUGUGUAGAGAUCAUUUUACCAUCCACACACUGCCCGGUGCCUAUUUAUAACUGUUGAUUUUAAAGAAAGUAUGUCCAGAAUAAUUUGUGCAAAGUGAUCAUCCUAGAUGGCCUCGAAUUCAUUUCAAUUCUUAGUAACUCCUUGUAGACCUUACAUCAGAGUGUUGAAACACUCACAAGGAAGCCGAGAAAGUACGUACAUUGUGUGCAAUGCAAGUCGGAUUCCAAUGACUGGGGAAAAUGAUUUAUGUAUAAAGUGCUGUAAUAGAGACGUCAUUGAAAUGUAUUUAGAGCUAUGUAGAAGCAGAAUAUUAUUUAAGAAUACAGGGCAAAUUUAUGAAUGAACACGUUGACCCUUGUGGGUAGAAGUAAAGGAUAAGGCUUAAACACAAUGCAUUCACACUCCAGGAAGACCAUAGAUUACCCGACCCAUGCAUUUACUUUGCAUUAAGUUCACAAACACACGUGUAGCAGAAAUGACAGGGCUGCUAUUCCUUUCAUUGGCAUUUAAUCUGUGUAUUUCUCUGAUCAUUGGGUGAUAAAUAUUGAUACUGUCAAUCAAAUUUGAUGGAGCGGUUUGUGCAAGAUUUUAGCUUGUGUCGCACAUUGUUCAGAUGUGAACCGGGUUGCUGUCGUAGCUACAUGUAUUAAGAAUGGUAAGUAAUGAGUCCGUGUCCAAGUUAAAGUCCACUGUCAUGUCUGAGGGUUGGUUGAGGGGAAAGUCCUCGUUGAUCUUAUCCGGUUCAUCCAGUACCUGUUGGAUUGAUGGAUUGAUAUGUAGGUCUGAGCAAUAUCGAGUAUGAACAGACGAAUAUGGAUCUUGCACAAUAGUCCUAUUUGUAUUUAGGGGUAGAAGCUGUAGAAACAAAGAAUAUGAAUAAUUUGGCAAAGAUCUCUACCCCCAGUACUUUCUAAUAUAAAUUUUCUAAGGGAAGAGAUUAUGAGCUUUCCAAAGAAGUAGAUAGGUAGGAAUUGGGGGAUUAUAAGGCAUUGUCCCCCCCCCCCCCAGUCUAAAAAUGGUGUUGUAUGGCGAACUAGGACAUCUUCGCGUGGGUGUCUUCAAAAUGAGUGAAGGGCCUGAAAACUGUACUAUAAUUGAGUUUUAUCAGAAGCCAGUAUGUAACUACAAGGUGAAUCAAGAACAGAUGUUAUAAGCGUUUAUCUUUUUCAAUUCUCCAUGGCACCACCCUCCUCGACUUCAGUAGCAUCUGCAACUGCAGCAUCUGCAGCAACGACUUCGGCAGCGACAGCUGGAACUCCAGUCUCAACGUUAUCAGCUAUCUGCAAAUCAGAGCAAACAUUUAUUUAUGAAUGAAAUGUUCAUUUCAAUUUUACCAUAAAAAACUAGGGGUAUGAUAACCCCCCUCCUUAAAAACAACGCCUAUACAUACAAGCUCAUUUGGUGAGAAAAUGGCAUAAUGAAAAUUAUGAACCAAAAUUGUAUCUGCACAUAAGUAAAUAUUAUUGCCUGUCCAAAAAUAUUAAGUCUCGAGACCAAUGCCUAAAAACUUAUGUCUUGAAAAGCUAGGGUGGCAGUGAGGUGAAUCCGGCCACCCUAUCAACGAGGGCAAAACUGGACUAAUGAUCUGCUUUAUGUACAAUAUUGUUUUACAGAUAAUUUGGGCUGAAUAUUGGGUCAAUCCCUUUCAAAGGGCACAUACAAAUAACUACAGAAUUUUCACUCAUUCAAUCAAAAGAUAACUUUGAAAUACAGAUUUUUUUUACCCUAAUCCCAUGGGGGGGGGGGGGAGGGGCACAUUGUGCCUUCUUGUGGAUUCACUGGAUCAAAAAAGCCCAAUGUGAUUAGGGUUAAAGGUAUUGUUUAACUUUGUGAGCAGCCGAUUUAAAACAUUCUCAAACCAAGAUGAAACAUGUGUACAAGUGCAUGUAUUAGAACUAAUAAACCCUGAAAACAACCAUUAUUGAGAAUGAAAAGCUAAAACUACAAGGCAAACCCCGAUUUUGUAAAUAGGCGUCUUAUAGACGCCUAAAUAGUACACAUUAGUGUAUGGGAUGAAAUUAAGAUGGUGUUUUCGGUCACUUUAUAUUUCAAUUUUUGAAGCACUAAAUAAUUAUUUUCGAACGCAAUUUUUUCUGGGCUUCAUUUCUGUAACAUAUCACAGACACAGGUGACAAGUGUGACCUUCUAGCUCAGAUUUUUAAAAAGUCAAACCAAUGUUAACCAAUCACUUUAAUGUCCAAGCAACAAUCAGUCAAAAAAGGUAGAAUGCCCUUUGAAAUAGUAAAUUGAUCUGGUAUUAUCUUGCAACAUAUUUAUGUAUUUUGAUGAAAAUUUGCAUAAUAAUAAAUAAAAAAAGAGUACAAAAAAAUUAAAAGGAAUUUACCUUCCAUUUCCUCCCUCCUGGAAGAUAUGGAAUUCGCUUGGGAAAGUCCCAUAGGACUUCUUCAACCUUCGUCUCUUUGGCGCCCUGGUAGGUGUUUCAUAAAGCUGUUCGUAAGUUAAGAGCGACUUUAAGAACGACUGUUGAACCUUUCUUAUACGCUAAAUAAUCACCAAUGAAUAUAUAAUGGUGAACAUCAUUUACCACAAGAAAGGAUCACCAGCCGUUCUUAAAGUCUCUCUUAUCUCACGAACAGCUUUAUGAAAUGGCCCCCAGGUACAUGUAGGUCUUCACGCAGGUUCCUGAAAGACAGAAGUGCUGACCCCUUGGAUCAUUUUAUUAUUUUAAUUUUCUUUAUGAUACAUAGACAAUACAGUUUACACACCUUAACCCUAACAGAUCACUCAUAUUCAGAUAUUUUUUGUAAAACAUUUUACAUGGCUAUUAUCACUCGAUUGGUGCGAGGUACUUAUGCACCGGCCGGUCAGUGACAGUGGAGUGCACGCACAUCCUGCCGCCAUAGCCAGCCGCCCCCGGCCCACUGCCGGGAUCGGAACAAGGCAGUGGCAGUACAAAGAAAUCUGAAGCAGGCCUAGACCUCUAGUGCAUGCCGCGCUAUUCAACAAACUACGAAAAGAAAAUCAUAGAAAUGGUUAUGGUAUUUAACUUAACUGUUUAGCCUACUGCGAAUGUCUUUGAAGUCGUUGUCCGAAUAUGACCCGUGUUCUGUUAGUUGUUGAAAUAUUGACGGCCUCCUUCGCUUCAGCUGCUCAAAGCUUUUUCAAAUAUAUUGGCGGUUGCACUUGCAGUGCGCAGCUAACUGCAUUUCGUGCAUAUAUUUUUUCAUUAUUGAAAAAUAUAGUAUCCAUUUUAAAAUCGAUAAAAAUAUUCUAUUUCACCUGUAAAAAUAGCAAAAAAAUUGUCUCUGAGUUAAAAAUAG